AUGUCGCAGACCGAUCAGCAACGGCAGGACAGUCUUGUCAUUUUGUCCAUCGUUCUCACAACACUGUCCACGGUUGUUGUUGCGAUACGGUCAUUAAUACGCUUCGUCAUUAUACGAAAGCCCAGUUAUGAUGAAUACACAAUCAUCGUCGCACUGUUCUUCACCAUAGGCUACAUGAUCGAGAUCAUGUUCCUCAGACAGAAUCACGUCGGCUUCCCAGCUUCGACGUUAACCAUGGACAACAUGUUGGAGAUAUUGCAAACCACGCUGGCAGUCGAGGUGACCUACUACCUCAUCGUCGGCUUCAUCAAGACGUCCAUUCUCUGCAUGUAUCUCAGAUUUGCGGUAUCUGAAAUCUUUCGCUAUCUGUGCUAUGGCACCAUUGUCUUCCAACUUGUCUUUACAGCCAUUUGCAUCUGUGUGACAUUAGGUCAAUGUCAGCCACUUAGCAAGUUAUGGGACCUCACCGGAACACAACCGGGUGAUUGUAUCAAUACCACGGCAUUCUUUUACUCGACCUCAGGUGUCAAUAUCAUAACAGACUUUUGGAUCAUAGCAUUACCCAUCAAAACUUUGAAUUCAACUACACGGCCGCUUCAGGAGAAAAUUGCCCUCGCUAUCAUUUUUGGCGCCGGCAUUUUUGCUGCUAUCAUGUCGGUUGUGCGCCUGCAAAGCAUUUACACAUACACCCUGGCCACCGACCCCUUUCGCGACGCUAUUGCAGUGAAUCUUUUCUCACAAAUAGAGAUCAACGUUGCCAUUCUUUGCGCCAGCGUUCCAGCCUUGAAGCCUAUCUUCACGCCUCGUCGCCUGCAGGAGUUCAGGAAUGGGAGGAGAUAUCAACACCGACCACAAGACAAGUUGGACUACGACAGCCAGAGGAGCGCAUUUAGCAGAAAGAGAUCACACCCAGAAUUGUACCCAGACACCAUCGACCUUACAAAGCUGCCAGCUGCAGACCGAAGCUCGACAGCAUCGCUCGGGGGUACUGAGUCGGAAGAAAUUGUGUUCAACAAGGUCUGGCUGCCGCCAAAUUCGAAGAUUGAAGACGCCGAAGAUGAGAUGACUUUCGAUUUGCCGAACCAGAAGGCGUUCCAUCCUUACCUCACCUCCCCGGCCCUUUGGUGGGCCCCCGAAUAA
Molecule: messenger RNA, 1140 nt
Organism: Diaporthe amygdali
Lineage: Eukaryota; Fungi; Ascomycota; Sordariomycetes; Diaporthales; Diaporthaceae
Exons: 6
Coding region: 1-1140 (379 amino acids)
Source: RefSeq, a predicted model, not a curated record